CAAUUUAUUGCCCUGUACAUACUUGUAGUCAAACUUUUGCCUCCGUUAACAUUGGUUUUACUUUAACCAACUUCAUCUCACAAAAUAUUCCUUCAAAAGAAAUUUAACGAGCAUUUUGCAGGUCGAGUCAUCUUCCAUCUCCACUAUUUCGAUACAAUUCAGCGUGACAAAAAAUGUCGUUCCUAGACGAGGUCAAAUUGGAAAGCUUCCUAGGCUGGGGAUCAUUCGGGCUUGUGUUCUCCACAAUUAACAAGGAAACUGGGGAAAAAUUUGCCACCAAAUUUAUAUACGAAGGUGGACCUGACUACCGUGUCGAACGAGAAGCGUUACUUGUUGGAAAAACGCAUCGAAACAUCGUUGCUGUCAAAAACUUAACUCCUGAAACCUUCUCAUUCCGCAAACUUAAUAAAUUCAUAAAUUCAGUCGACAUUAAAGAUGAAGAUGGACAAAGGAGGAGAGAGUCCUUACUCAAGUUGGCAAAAGAAUGGGAUCCUCUGCCAAUUCACGUUAUCAAAAUGGAACUGCUCGGUGAUAACUUGAAGACCUGGAUAUCCACUCACUCCGUCGCUGCCAUAGAUGACAUUCGCUUGCAAACAAUUAAGCUACAAAUCAUCCAAGAUCUUAUCAAUGGGGUGAAAUUCCUGCACGAUAACAAAAUUACUCAUCGAGAUAUUAAGCCAGCUAACGCCCUGUUUGCAUAUUCCGGACGUCCAGAGAAAUUCGAGUUCCCGCUUAAAAUUGGAGACUUUGGAUUGAGUCGAGAAAUACUGGGAGAAGCGACGAAAGAGUCCUUGACGGCGAAGCAAGGAACUAAGCUCUACCGUGCUCCGGAAGUCGAUACGGGCAAAUAUGGGCGACAAGCUGAUCUAUAUUCCUUGGGGCUGGUUAUAUUUGAACUUGUAAUGCUAUUCAAGGAAAAAGAAGAGAGGAACGAUAAGUUCAGAUUAGUAAAAUGUCAAAACUAUAGCGUACUAGAUGCAGACCCAAUAAUUCAGUUUGUAUCAAUUGAAUUAAAGCCAUUGAUAAUUCGAAUGGUCCAACCGGAAGUGAUUCAUCGUUUGACAUCCAUUCACGAUGUACGCAAAUUUAUGGACCAAGCAGUCGGAGAGCUUAAUUUAAUUAACGCCAGCAUGUAUAACCCAAAAAAACUAACAAAGAAACUGGUGAUCGACACGGUUGAACUUAUGAGGCUUCUACAGGACCCAAAUUCACAACGGUUUCUUAGCAAUGUCACGUUCAAAUCUAUUCUGGGUAUAGGAGAAUUUGGGUUUGUUUAUCAGGCGCAUAAUUCUGUCAUGAAUAAUGACACGGCUGUGAAGGUGCUUGUACACGAUAAAUGGGAAGAAGAAGAUUACGCGAUUAUGGUUGCGCGGGAAACAGGCAUAACUACAUUACUAAAUCAUAAACACAUCGUGAAUGUGACUCAGACUCACAAUGUAAAACUAACUCCAUCAGAAUAUGAGAAACUGAUGGGUGAGAUUACCAUCCCCAAUAUUAACCAAGAGUAUAUUCGCAACAGGCUGACACACAGCUCAACUUCAAGCCUUACGUUCAUAGAGAUGGAGCUUUGCGGUCAAACCUUGCGGACAUGGCUGAACACUAUGUGUAACGACCCAACAUUGGAUCUAAAUCUGGAAAUGACUCAAUUCCAAAUUGUGCGCGGAAUUCGGGAAGGUCUUGCCUACUUGCACUCGAAAAACAUUCUCCAUCGUGACGUAAAACCAGAAAAUGUUCUGUUCGCAUCUUCGGAGUUUAAGCUUCCAGUGAAAAUUGGAGAUUUUGGGUUAUCCAGAAUAAUUGAUUCCGAUGACUAUAUUGUAACUUCUAAUGUCGGAACAAGUAUGUACAUGGCAGCAGAAGGUAUUAUGGGACAGUAUAGGAAAUCUUCAGAUUUGUUCAGUUUUGGCCUUAUUAUGCUCGAAGUGCUUGAUUUAGUUAAUCCACGUAAGCUAGGACGAACGUUUCAUCGAAUUGUUCAAAACCAAGAAUUUCAGCUGGUCAAAGAGUCGCAUGCAGUGAUAAUCAAUUCUAAGGAGUUAAUUAUCUCACUUACUCGUAGAAGGCGGGACGAUCGACUGAAGGAUAUAUCUGAGGUGAAAUUCGAUACUGAUUUGAACUAGAUGACUAGGCACAAGAAAUCAUAUCUGUUGAAUCAUAACUUUUUUUGCGAACCAGCAUACUUAAAAUUAACUAUAGUUAACUCCUAAUCAUUUGGUCUUACGGCAACAAACAUCAACUUGUUUUUUGAUUCGUCCAAAUCGAAUUUAAGUAACUGCGAAGGUUACUUCGAUCUGCAAGAUUACUUAAGCAGUUUCUUGCUUUUCAGUGCAAGAAAUGAAACAAACCCGAAACAAACGAAACACUGGUAAAAAUUAACAAUGAAUCCAUCUGUUCUGCAUAUAAUCGUUAAAUUUAUUGUUAGAAUACUUGUUUUCUUCGCGUAAUUUGUGAAAAUAUGUAAAUGUGUAUACGAUUAAAAAACGUUACGUAACGAUUCUGUCAAACCCCCCUCCCCCAUCCGUAACGAUUCGUAACGCAAUUCUCCAACCCCCUCCACCCCCUCGAAGCGUUACGUAAUUUAAGAACGCCCCUUAUGUGUGAUUAAAAUUUUCAAACCUAAUCCUAAUUUUUCACCUCUAAACUGGUCGGAUGGAUUAGCAAGCUAUGAAGGCUUUUGUAUAUUUAAGAUAUUUAAGUAUUUAUGUAAAUUCAUUAAAACAGAUUUACAUAUUAAUUGUUAGCUCCUGGUUUAAUUAUCUGCUCACGUGAUAGAGUUAUUAGUCUCUCUUAGAAACUUAUUAUAAUACUUAUGGUUAUCUGUAGCAUUAAACCAGAAUUUUCUGGUUAAUUUGCAACUUCACGCAUUUAUCGACUUCGUUAUACUUAAUUGUAAAUAAGAAUUUUAUUCUGAUCAAAACUUAUAUGGAUAAUUGUACACAGAAUGAUUUUAUGUUUAGUAAAAUUUAAGCUACAUACAUACAUUAAUAUUUCGGUGCAAGUACGUACACUUAAAUCACAGGAUUUGUAACAAAUAAAUAAUUUCUUACUUGUACAUA
This is a messenger RNA of Folsomia candida, 3056 nucleotides long. RefSeq lists its product as uncharacterized. The transcript is spliced from 2 exons. Gene Ontology annotation, biological process: protein phosphorylation. Lineage: Eukaryota; Metazoa; Arthropoda; Collembola; Entomobryomorpha; Isotomidae. Gene Ontology annotation, molecular function: ATP binding; protein kinase activity. The coding region runs from base 174 to 2120 and encodes 648 amino acids. The record is from RefSeq and is a predicted model, not a curated record.